AUGAUCGACCUCUUGACUGCGUCACCAGCCUUCUCAACCAGUCCCGGGGUUACCCUUCAGCCACUGGCAGCCGCACAAAUUACCUGCACCACUUCGACCGCGUCUUGCUCAUCUUCCACUAUGGGCACUGCCUCGUUUAAUCCUGCUUUCAUGAGUAAUCCAUCCCUCCGUGUGUCUCGCCCAAUUCAAGGUGCUUCCCCUUCUGGUAUUGGACAUUGUGCUGGCUCUGCUAAUGUUAUGGUACCUUGCAGCAAUGCUGGUCCGGGUCCCUUGUGCUCGAAUUCGGUCUCAGCCGGCGGCCCUUUAUUCGUUUCCUCGGCCCCGGGCUGUCAUCAGCUGUCCUGUGUCACCACAGGCCCGACAACCCUGCUACAGCCUGCCACUCUUUUGCCGCUACAUGCUGCAACUGGACCUCAACUCACUCAAUCUCAGCCUGGUGGUCAGAUAGGUACGGGACCCCACGGGGGAGCACUUCUAGCCACAGGACCUUCUGGCUCAACUCACUUCAGACUUUCUACUCCACAAGGGGUCCCUAUAUCUUCUCAGCUAGGCCUUAAUAGUCAUCUUCAAAUGACUUCCACCGGCAGUCUGCUUUCGGCACCACAAGGAGCUGUCAGAGCCACUCAAAGCGUUGGCGGAGGCCAUACUAUGCCACUAGUUGCUGCCACCUUUCCUACUGCUGGCCAUAAGUUGCUACCAGCGAGUCCGGUCGGACAAGCUGCUGGGCUGGCUGUUGCUGGACCAGCAACUCACACUAUGAUAGUUGCUCAGUCGGGAACAACGGGCUGUGCAGCUGGUGCUUUUCUGCAUCCAACAGUGCAGACGGUAUCUCCCGGAUCCACAGCUGUUGUGGUCUCUUCUGCUGGUCUUUCAUCUCAGGUGUCCCCUACUACAUCGACUCUUCUGGUGUCCUCUGGUCAUGUCGCCACAAUAGCUACACACCAUCCUCAUUCGUAUCAGGGCCAC
Molecule: messenger RNA, 966 nt
Organism: Protopolystoma xenopodis
Lineage: Eukaryota; Metazoa; Platyhelminthes; Monogenea; Polystomatidea; Polystomatidae
Source: the annotation of a GenBank genome assembly